AUGGAGGAAGAGCGGCUGCGUGAGGAGGUGGCACGGCUGGAGCGAGAGGUGGCCAGCCUUCGUCGCAAGCGUGAUGCCGACCGCGCUGGUCAGAGGGCCGCAACGGGAUCGUCGUCAGCCCAGGGCGAUGAGGCCGGACAGCUGGCCACCCUCUCGGCGCCCAUCAAACCGAUCGGCGUCGUGCGCUCGCCCUUCCCCUCGCGCAUGGGCACGCCCAGACAGGGCAUGCUGGCGCCGGCCACGCGCGGCUGGAUCCAGCUGGAGGGCAGGCUGAACCCGGCCGAAGCGCUCGACGGGAUUCAGCAAUUCUCGCACGUGUGGAUCGUCUUCGUCUUCCAUCAAAACACCAACGCCUCCAAAGCCAUGCUGGGCGACAAAGGGCUCAAGGCCAAAGUGCGACCGCCUCGGCUGGGUGGAGCGCGCGUGGGCCUCUUCUCCACCCGGACGCCCCACCGACCCAACCCCAUCGGACUGACCAUCGCCAAGAUCGAGCGGCUGGAGCGAGGAGUGCUCCAUAUCUCCGGCGUGGACCUGGUCGACGGCACGCCCGUGCUGGACAUCAAGCCCUACCUGCCCCGCUACGAUUCUCUCCCGCACGCCGCCGUGCCGGACUGGAUCGACGACGAGGGCGCCACGGUGCGCGAAGACGCCGGUAAGGAACUGCACACGGGAUCCAUCCGCUCCGUGCACUGGACGCGGGAGAGCGAAGAGGCGGUAAACCGGCUGCUGGCCGACGGUGCGCUGCGAUUCUACGCCGCGGGCGAGGACGAUCAGCUGCGGCAGGCCAUCGACGAGGUGCUCCGCCUCGACCCGCGCUCCGCCUUCCAGCGCUCCCUCUCCGCGGCGCGCGGCGCGACAGACGGACACGCCGACACGCCGGCAGCCAUGGCAACGUUUAAGGUGGCGUUCGACAGCGUGGAGGUGGAGUUCGCCUACCCGAGCCACGACGUCAUCCGCGUUCUCGCGCUUCGCCUGCGGCCGCCACCGGCGUCAACAGAAAACGAAGAAAGAGAGAUUGAAAACGAAGAAGACGGAAACGAAGGCGGCGAAGAAAGGCAAGAAGAAGACGAGCGCACGCAAACCACAGCUGUUUCUUAA
Messenger RNA from Acanthamoeba castellanii str. Neff, 1098 nucleotides. Its product is annotated as methyltransferase, YaeB/AF_0241 family protein, putative. The transcript has 7 exons. NCBI's taxonomy places the organism in Eukaryota, Discosea, Longamoebia, Acanthamoebidae. The record is from RefSeq and is a predicted model, not a curated record. Bases 1 to 1098 code for a protein of 365 amino acids.